Molecule: messenger RNA, 2697 nt
Organism: Ceratotherium simum simum (southern white rhinoceros)
Lineage: Eukaryota; Metazoa; Chordata; Mammalia; Perissodactyla; Rhinocerotidae
Source: RefSeq, a predicted model, not a curated record
CCGCGGGCCCUGGGCUCGGCCCCGGGGCAGCGGGCGGAGAUGGAGACGAUUCGCUAUACCCGAUCGCGGUUUUAAUCGACGAGCUCCGCAAUGAGGACGUGCAGCUCCGUCUCAACAGUAUUAAGAAGUUAUCAACAAUUGCUCUAGCACUUGGAGUAGAAAGGACGCGAACUGAACUGCUGCCAUUCCUUACAGAUACAAUUUAUGAUGAAGAUGAGGUACUGUUAGCUCUUGCAGAGCAGCUGGGAAAUUUCACCGGCCUGGUGGGAGGUCCUGACUUUGCCCACUGUUUGCUGCCUCCUUUGGAAAGUCUGGCAACCGUGGAAGAGACUGUGGUUCGAGACAAGGCAGUGGAGUCUCUGAGGCAGAUCUCCCAGGAGCAUACUCCUGUUGCUCUGGAAGCCCACUUUGUACCUCUGGUGAAACGCCUAGCGAGUGGGGAUUGGUUCACUUCUCGAACAUCUGCGUGUGGUUUGUUCAGCGUUUGCUAUCCCAGGGCUUCAAAUGCUCUCAAAGCAGAAAUUAGACAACACUUUCGUUCCCUGUGCUCAGAUGACACACCAAUGGUACGACGUGCAGCUGCUUCCAAAUUGGGCGAAUUUGCAAAAGUUUUGGAAUUAGACAGUGUGAAAAGUGAAAUUGUUCCAUUGUUUGCUAAUCUGGCUUCAGAUGAACAGGAUUCAGUGCGUCUCCUAGCUGUGGAAGCCUGUGUCAGUAUUGCCCAGUUACUCUCUCAGGAUGACCUUGAGGCUUUGGUGAUGCCUACCCUUCGACAAGCAGCGGAAGAUAAAUCUUGGCGAGUUCGCUAUAUGGUAGCUGACAAAUUUUCAGAGCUCCAGAAAGCUGUGGGUCCUAAAAUCACCCUAAAUGACCUCAUCCCCGCCUUUCAGAACCUACUUAAAGACUGUGAAGCUGAAGUCCGAGCAGCUGCUGCCCACAAAGUCAAAGAACUUUGUGAGAACUUGCCCAGUGAAGGUAGAGAGACCAUAAUUAUGAAUCAAAUUCUGCCCUAUAUAAAGGAAUUAGUAUCUGAUACAAAUCAACAUGUCAAAUCAGCUCUAGCUUCUGUAAUUAUGGGAUUGUCUACCAUUUUGGGCAAAGAGAAUACCAUUGAACAUCUUCUACCUCUUUUUUUAGCUCAGUUAAAGGAUGAGUGUCCUGAAGUUCGUUUGAAUAUCAUCUCCAAUUUGGAUUGUGUAAAUGAAGUGAUUGGAAUCCGUCAGCUCUCUCAGUCUCUCCUUCCUGCCAUAGUGGAGCUGGCUGAAGAUGCCAAGUGGAGGGUCCGGCUGGCCAUUAUUGAGUAUAUGCCACUGCUGGCGGGCCAGCUGGGUGUGGAAUUCUUUGAUGAAAAGCUGAAUUCUUUAUGUAUGGCCUGGCUUGUGGACCAUGUAUAUGCCAUCCGUGAAGCUGCCACCAGCAACCUCAUGAAACUAGUUCAGAAGUUUGGUACAGAGUGGGCCCAGAAUACCAUCGUUCCCAAAGUGUUAGUGAUGGCAAAUGAUCCUAAUUACUUGCAUAGAAUGACCACUUUGUUCUGCAUUAAUGCGCUGUCUGAAGCCUGUGGUCAAGAAAUAACCACUAAGCAGAUGCUGCCCAUUGUAUUGAAAAUGGCAGGAGACCAAGUAGCAAACGUCCGUUUUAACGUGGCCAAAUCUCUACAGAAAAUUGGACCAAUUCUAGAUACUGAGGCUUUGCAGGAGGAAGUUAAGCCGAUACUACAGAAGUUAGGCCAAGACGAAGACGUGGAUGUCAAAUACUUUGCACAGGAAGCUAUAAGUGUGGUAGCCCAGAGGCUGAGGAAGCUAGAUUUUCCUGUGAAGGACAGUGAAGAGCCCAGCGCCCUUGGGGCUGACAAGAACCACUUCCGGAGAUCCAGAGGGCCUGGAGAGGACAGCGGGAAGGGACCUGCAUAUCAGCUGCACGUAAAUACUAGAGACACACUUGCCUGACUGGAAAUGGCAGAACUAGUGCAUUUUUCCCAAAGCAGAGACUAAUACCCCUGGAUUAAAAAAAGAACAUAAACAAAAAAUAAAGUACCACACAUAUUGCACUUUUUGCCGAGUGAAAUUUUUACCUCACGUUCAUCUCACCAAAGUCUCUUCAGAGGAGCCUGGUUUACAAGAUAAUAAAGCUAAUGAUUAUUAUACAGUAGUGUACACACUGCUAAUGUGAAACAGACUGGAAAGAAAGGCAUUAUUUCAAAGCAGCCUCUCAUAAAAAGAGUGGUACGAAGCCUUCUUAGUGUUUCUUUAGUAUUUGUGAAGAGAAAGCGGCUUGGAAGCUUACACAGGUCACUAGUUAGGGGACAGAGCAACGGCAAGGAUCAGACAGGGUUGGGAAAACACCUGAUUGACCAACAGAACCAGUCUCCUCUCACCAGCUUACAUUUCAGCAAAUACAGAUUGUUAUGGAAUUUAUUGAUUUCUGCUUGAAAUAAAUGAGAAAAGCAAAUAGGAGCUUACAACACAGGUCCAGGUGAGUGCCCGCGCCGCUGGUCUGUCGGUUCCUAACAGACCUGGCCACUGCUGGUGCUUCCCAGUGUCUCUCUCUGGGUCCUUUAACUUUCCAACAGGCUCUCCGCUGUCCCUCAUCUGUCGUCCUACGUCCUGCCAUAGCUCCGAGGCUUCCUGGGCUAAGUGGCUCAUGGCCUUGCUUGGGGGCAGGCGUUCAUGCCAAUCUGUAACUGUGCCCUUCCUG